Messenger RNA from Neopelma chrysocephalum (saffron-crested tyrant-manakin), 622 nucleotides. Its product is annotated as histone-lysine N-methyltransferase EHMT2-like. The annotation marks the transcript as partial. The transcript is spliced from 4 exons. Gene Ontology annotation, molecular function: protein-lysine N-methyltransferase activity; p53 binding; histone methyltransferase activity. Lineage: Eukaryota; Metazoa; Chordata; Aves; Passeriformes; Pipridae. The record is from RefSeq and is a predicted model, not a curated record.
CUGAGUGGCUGUGGCAGUGCCAUCCUGAAGCGGGAGACGAUGCGCCCCUCGAGCCGGGUGCCCCUCAUGGUGCUGUGCGAGAGCCACCGGGCACGAAUGGUCAAACACCACUGCUGCCCUGGCUGUGGCUACUUCUGCACUGCUGGCACGUUCCUGGAGUGCCACCCCGACGUGCGCAUCGGGCACCGUUUCCACCGGGGUUGUGUUUCCCGCCUGGGGGGGCUCAUCUUCUGCCCCCACUGCGGGGAAGACGCCUCCGAGGCCCAGGAGGUGACGCUGCCCCGCUCCGAGGGGACCCCCCCGGCCCCGGCACCCCCCGAACACCGGCCCAGGGGGGCACGGAGCGAUGCCCCCACCCCAAGUGCCCGGAUGCGGGGGCAGGGCGAGGGUCGGGCCCCCCCUCCAGACCCCCCCAUUGACUCCUCGGGGGGGCCGGUGCUGCCCCUGCCCUCGGGGGGGGCCCUCUCAGCCCGGGGGCUCCACCCCGGCCCCGCCCGGGACCUGCUCGAGAAGGCCCUGCUGGGCCAGGAGGCCGAGAGGCGGAAGAAGCUGCGGUUCCACCCUCGGCAGCUCUACGUGUCGGUGAAGCAGGGGGAGCUGGGCAAGGUCAUCCUCAUGCUGC